Striga hermonthica is the source of this 5490-nucleotide messenger RNA. The record is from the annotation of a GenBank genome assembly. NCBI's taxonomy places the organism in Eukaryota, Viridiplantae, Streptophyta, Magnoliopsida, Lamiales, Orobanchaceae.
AUGGCUGGGUCCUCCACCUCCGCCGCCCGCUCCUGGUCGUCGGCGCUAGAUGGAAAGUCCGAUGAGGAGAAAGAGGAGCUUCUGGACAGAAUGUUGACUCGAUUGGCACUAUGCGACGACUCCAAGCUUCAGGACUUGCUCGCAAGGAUUCUCCCUCUCUCCAUUGCCGCGCUCGCAGCUGCCUCAACCUCUCUACGAAAUAAAGUUAUUGAAAUCCUGAGUCAUGUGAACAAGAGAGUGAAACACCAACAAGCAAUUGGUCUGCCUUUAUCUGACCUAUGGCAAUUGUACGUGGAAUCUGGUUCUGCUCCUAUGGUUAGGAACUUCUGCAUCGUAUACAUUGAGAUGGCGACUGAUCGAGUGCAUGUAGAGGAGAAACAAUUAUUAGCUCCCGUCUUUCUAGCCAACAUUUCGAAGAUCCCUCUUCAACAUCAAGAUAUAUUACUCAGAAUUGUAUUAAAGGUAAUUGGUGAGUGCCAUGCAUCUCAAGUUGGAAAUGAAGUGCUGGAAAAGUAUAAGCAAUUAGUUGGGUCUAAAGACUGCGAGAUAUUUCUGGAAUUUUGUCUUCAUGCAAUUUUGUAUCAGCCAUCCUCCUCUCAGAGUGGAAGACCCCCAGCUGGGCUUUCAACUUAUCAAACUGAACGUGUUACUGGAAAACAUGCAGUGAGCAGUGAUGUGCUAUGCAACAGAAAGUCCGGAAUACUGAACAUCAUUGAAGCUCUGGAGCUUCCUCCUGAAUCUGUUCAUCCCAUAUAUAUUGCUGCUUGUGCUGACAGUCAUGAAUCUGUUCUCAAAAAGGGGGAGGAGCUCUUGAAGAAGAAUACAUCUCGUGUGGAUUUAGAGGAUCAGACACUGAUUGGCAGACUAUUUCUAUUAUUUAAUGGAACUGCUGGCUCUGAAAGCGUUACUCCAGAACUAAAAGUAAAUCCUGGAAGUUUAACUCUGAGAAUGAGGCUGAUGUCUAUUUUCUCCCGAUCGAUUACUGCGGCAAACAGUUUCCCAUCAACUUUGCAGUGCAUUUUUGGGUGCAUAUUUGGAGUUGAUGCCACCUCCAGGUUGAAGCAGUUGGGGAUGGAAUUUACAGUUUGGGUCUUUAAACAUGCGAAAAUGGAACAAUUGAAGCUUAUGGGCCCUGUUAUACUUACUGGAAUUUUAAAAACGCUUGAUAAUUUCUCCUCCCAGGAUUCAGAUGCCAUAGCUAGGGAGACUAGAAGCUUCUGUUAUCAAGCAAUUGGGUUGCUUGCACAACGCAUGCCACAACUCUUUAGGGCUAAAACUGAUGUUGCUGUUCGACUCUUUGAUGCACUGAAGCUUGAGGGGCAGAAUCUCCGCCUGAUUGUUCAAGAAGCGACAAAUUCUCUUGCUGUUGCUUAUAAGGAUGCCCCCAAACAGGUGUUAAAGGAUGUGGAGUUGAUUCUCUUACAAAACUCUCAAGUGGAACAAAGUGAAGUACGCUUUUGUGCUUUGAGAUGGGCAACUUCCUUGUUUGAUAUGAGACAUUGUCCGAGCAGGUUUAUCUGUAUGCUUGGAGCAGCAGAUUCGAAAUUGGAUAUAAGGGAGAUGGCGUCGGAAGGUUUGUUUCCUGGUGAAGAUCAGAGCAGGAAUCUGUCCCGAAGUUCUUCUCCCGAGUACCCUAAACUCUCAGAGAUGCUGGAUUAUAUUCUAGAGAAGCGGCCUGCUAUCCUUGAAUUUGGUGGGAUAGGAGAUACAAAUCUUCUUUUCCCGUCUAAGACUUAUGUGGCUAUGAUCAAAUUUUUGUUGAAGUGCUUUGAGGCAGAAGUCGCACAAAAUAACAUCACUGAGAACUCUGAGUUUUUACUCUCAGUUGAAAGGUUGUGUUUACUGUUGGAACAUGGUAUGGCAUACGAAGGUUCUGUUGAGCUGCAUGCGUCAGCGUCUAAAGCACUAAUUACUUUGGGAUCUCAAUUUCCGCAGAUGAUCGCCUCUCGCUAUGCCGAAAAAGUUCUAUGGAUUAAACAGUAUCUGACUCAUUUGGACUCUGAUACACGCGAAGCUAUGGCACGUUUACUUGGCAUUGCUUCCUCUGCCCUUCCCGUCUCCUCUUCAUCUGAAGUUAUUGGUGAAAUAGUUUCUUCAGUUAGUGGAAUGACAAAAUUGAGAUUUGAAGCACAACAUGGGCUGCUAUGUGCUUUAGGAUAUGUUACAGCAAAUUGUGUGAUGAAUUCUCCUCCUAUUUCAGAGUCCGUGCUUCAAAGUGUUUUGCAAUGUUUGAUUGCCGUCAUUAAUAAAGAAUCAGCCACAUUAGCCUCCGUGGGAAUGCAAGCCCUGGGUCAUAUUGGAAUCUGCAUACCACUGCCUCCACUGCUUGUUGAUUCUACUGCAGUUUCCACUUGGACCCUCUUACAUGAGAGAUUGAGCAAGCUGCUCUCUGGUGAUGAUAUCAAAGCAGUCCAAAAAACUGUUAUCGCAUUGGGACACAUGUGUGUUAAAGAAUCAUCUCUUUCACAUCUAAAUGUUGCUCUUGAUUUGAUUUUCAGCCUUUGCCGUUCAAAGGUUGAGGACAUCUUAUUUGCAGCUGGGGAGGCUCUUUCAUUUUUAUGGGGAGGUGUUCCUGUCACUGCUGAUUUGAUACUAAGAACUAAUUAUUCUUCUCUGUCUAUGAGUUCCAACUUUUUAAUGGGAGACACGUCCUCAUGUCUACCUAGGCUACCGUCAAUUGGCCAAAAUGUUGAAGAUUAUCAUGCUACAGUUAGAGAUGCUAUUACCAGGAAACUAUUUGAUGCCCUAUUAUACAGUACAAGAAAAGAGGAGCGUUGUGCUGGGACUGUCUGGUUACUCUCACUUACAAUAUAUUGUGGCCACCAUGCAAGCAUCCAGAAAUUGCUUCCAGACAUCCAGGAAGCGUUCUCACACCUCAUUGGUGAACAAAAUGAACUUACACAAGAGUUGGCAUCUCAAGGCCUCAGUAUUGUUUAUGAACUUGGUGAUGAUGCUACGAAGAAAAGUUUGGUUAAUGCACUUGUUGGUACUCUAACUGGAUCUGGGAAGAGGAAAAGGGCAGUUAAGCUGGUUGAGGAUUCUGAAGUAUUCCAAGAGGGUGCCUUUGGUGAAAGUCCUAGUGGAGGAAAAUUGAGCACGUACAAGGAGCUCUGCAGUCUUGCUAAUGAGAUGGGGCAACCUGAUUUAAUUUACAAAUUCAUGGAUUUAGCCAAUUAUCAGGCAUCUCUAAAUUCAAAAAGAGGUGCUGCUUUUGGUUUUUCUAAAAUAGCCAAGCAUGCAGGGGAUGCUCUACAACCUUAUAUCCGUGCGUUGGUUCCAAGACUUGUUCGCUAUCAAUAUGAUCCUGAUAAAAAUGUGCAGGAUGCAAUGGCGCACAUUUGGAAAUCAUUGAUAGCAGAUUCAAAGAAGACCAUUGAUGAACAUUUGGACCUCAUAUUUGAUGAUCUCUUGGCACAAUCUGGAUCUAGGCUUUGGCGCUCCAGAGAGGCGUCAUGUCUUGCCCUUGCCGAUAUACUUCAAGGACGCAAAUUUGGCCAGGUUGAGAAGCAUUUGAAAAGAAUAUGGGUAGCUGCUUUUCGGGCAAUGGACGACAUAAAGGAAACUGUCAGAAAUGCUGGUGACAGGUUAUGCCGUGCUUUGGUAUCAUUAAGUGGGAGGUUGUGUGACGUCUCUCUUACCCCGGUUGCAGAGGCAAGACAAACAAUGGCUAUACUUUUGCCUUUGCUGCUAACAGAAGGCAUAAUGAGUAGAGUUGAUAAUAUUCGCAAGACAUCCAUUGGUAUGGUUACGAAGCUUGCUAAGGGUGCAGGAAUUGCAAUUCGUCCAUACUUAGAUGAUCUAGUGUGUUGUAUGUUGGAAAGCCUGUCAAGCCUUGAAGACCAAGGAAUGAAUUAUGUUGAGUUGCAUGCGCAAAAUGUUGGGAUACAGACUGAAAAACUUGAGAACUUGAGAAUUUCAAUUGCUAAAGGAUCUCCGAUGUGGGAAACUCUUGAAUUCUGCAUAGAUGUUAUUGACUCCCAAACACUAGAAAACUUGGUGCCUCGGCUUGCUCAGCUGAUCCGAUCUGGCAUUGGUUUGAACACCAGGGUUGGUGUAGCAAACUUUAUCAGUUUGCUUGUCCAGAAAGUUGGUGCUGACAUCAAACCAUUCACAAAUAUGCUAUUAAGGCUUUUACUUCCGGUUGUGAAGGAUGAGAAAAGUGCUUCAUCCAAGCGUGCCUUUGCGAACGCAUGUGCAAUGGUUUUGAAGUAUGCAGCUCCAUCACAGGCCCAGAAAUUGAUAGAAGAUACUGCAAAUCUGCAUUCUGGAGAUAAGAAUGAUCAGAUUACAUGUGCCAUCCUAUUGAAAAGCUAUGCUUCCACCGCGGCUGAUACAUUAAGUGGAUAUCAUGCCAUUAUAGUCCCUGUUAUUUUUGUUUCAAGAUUUGAGGAUGACAAGACAAUAUCUAGUCUUUAUUUGGAAUUAUGGGAGGAAAACAUGAGCAGUGAACGAAUAACUCUUCAACUAUACUUGGGAGAAGUUGUUGCUCUUAUCAAUGAAGGGCUCUUGUCAUCCUCAUGGGCAAGUAAAAAGAAGGCAUGUUUUGCAUCGCAGGCAAUAUGCAAGUUGAGUGAAGUGCUUGGUGAAUCACUAUCUUCACAUCAUAAUGUUUUGCUCACUUCUCUUAUUAAGGAAGUUCCUGGGCGUUUGUGGGAGGGAAAGGAUACAGUACUAGAUGCAUUGUCUACUCUUUGUACCUCGUGUCACGAAGCUAUUUCUGCUUCCAAUCCUGAUGCUCCAAAUGCUAUACUGAACCUUGUAUCAUCAGCAUGCACAAAAAAGGCACAAAAAUAUCGUGAAGCUGCUUUUUGCUGCCUUGAACAGGUUAUCAAAGCAUUCAACAGACCAGAAUUCUUCAAUAUGAUUUUUCCAUCUCUAUUGGAGAUAGGCAAAUCACUUGGUUCUAUGAAAUCCGUUCAAAUAUCAUUGACAAGUGAUGUUAAAGCAGAUACUGACGAGCGUGACAGUGCUCCAGCUGCUUUGCUUGAUAAAGUAUUAAGUUGCAUUACUGCCUGCAUCCAAGUGGCUGGGAUUGGUGAUAUUAUUGAGCAACAGAAAAACUUCAUUGAUUUAUAUAUAUAUUCUCUCUCUCCUAGUUUCCCAUGGACAGUAAAGUUGAUGGCGUUUUCUUCCAUAAAGGAGCUUAUCUCAAAGUUGAAAAGUGGUACAAACAGUUGUCAGGAUUCUUCUAUGCAAUCCAAAGUUGGCACUUUUAUUCACGAGUUAUUUUACUCGGUGUCGCCUGAAGUGCUUAAAACUUUUCGUACAAUACAAAUCGGACAGGUUCAUAUAGCGGCAGCUGACUGCCUCCUGGAAUUAACGAAUCAAUACAGUGCUAUUCCACCAGUCAAUUGGACUGAAUUGGCAUUUACUACCGAGCUUCUUGAUCUGUGCCAAGUGGAAAAAAGUGAACAGGCUAAAUCUUUGUUGAAGAAAUGCAUCGACAUUUUAGCAAAGCUGAAGGAGAACGUAAGUAAAAUCCCCGCCUAA